Molecule: messenger RNA, 3138 nt
Organism: Zootermopsis nevadensis
Lineage: Eukaryota; Metazoa; Arthropoda; Insecta; Blattodea; Termopsidae
Gene: stum
Product: mechanosensory transduction mediator stumble
Biological process (GO): proprioception; taxis; sensory perception of mechanical stimulus
Cellular component (GO): sensory dendrite
Source: RefSeq, a predicted model, not a curated record
GACCGAUGAGUGGUCUCUAUUCACAGUUCACAGUGUCUUAACAUUUAAAAUCGUGAUUAAAACUGUAAUUUCAUGAAACAGCCGAGUGUAAACAAAUCUAUAUUCAGUGACUCAUCUUCAAAGAUCAUAAUAAAUACGCCUAUUUAUUCCGAAUGCUUCAACUUAAAUGACUAGAAGUUUCAUAUUCGGAUUGUAUAUAAAGAUUUCGUCUGGUUUCCGGAAUAAACAGCGAUUAAAUAUCAGUAACAGAGAGAUCUUUGUGGCAGAGAUUCAACGUGUUUACUUGGAGAUAAAAAACAGAUUUUUAAACGUAAUAAAGAUGAGUGCUGUCGGUUAACGAGGGUAUAAACCGAGCGAAUGAAGAACUUUAUACUAAGACUCUCUUGUGUGAAUAAACAUAAAAAUAUUUGCUUUCAAAGAAAAACUUAUCUUUCUUUCGACGUGUUUACGUACAAUUUUUCCGUCACACUGAAAUGAAGAGGACCCGUACAUAGAACAAAGUGAAUAUGCUAGUUUAUUUACUAGUGGGAAUUUUAAAAUUUAGUUCGCUGAGAGAGAUAAAUGAACCUUCAAUGUCACUAACAAUGACAAACGAGAAACUCAAUCCGAAAUUAUAUUCCGCAAAGAAACAUAAAUGAAAAUAAACUUGUUCCAAAGUAAUAUCAAUUACUUGUUUGUUGUGCAAAGAUGUAAUUUGAUCAUCUACUUCGAUGUAAAGGGAAGUAGGAUGUUGAACUACACGGACGCGACGACUUCCUCACAAGUGGAUUGUUUUAGAUUUAGCCCGAGUUUGAGAGACACUCCAUCCGGUCUAUUCUGGUAGCGGUGCUGUGACACUUGCUACUGAGAUGUACUGGCGUGUUGCGACAAUCUGACUGUGGGGCGAAUGUGAAAUUCGAAGAAUAAUUAUCGUUGUGGGAGCCAACGGAACGACAUCGGUCUACCACACAGACAGACAGCUAGCCAGCAGCGUGUGACGUGAUUUCACCAGAUCCAGGCAACCGGCCACCUGCUACUCACUCGCCGUCGGGCAAGACGCCAGGCGACAUGCGCUGAACAGCGAUGCAGCCGCCGGGGACUCUGGUACGGUCCCGCCAGCAAAUUUCUUUAGACGACUUUGAUUACGGAUUCGUGGACUAUGAUCGGCCACGGCGCCGGACACAGGAUGACACCCUCGCCGGGCAUCUGACGCCGGACACCUUUACGGUUCUGCCGCCAUUACCACCGCCAACACCGAGUCCCCCACCGGCGCCCAGACCUUACCGACUUAGCUCACCCACGCGUCGCCAGAGAAAGGCGUCAUUUGUAAUCAUCAAAACUCCUGAGUCUCAACUGCCUGGAUCAGCGAGAUCUAUCCGAGUACCAUCACCUGGCGAAAGCAGGAAACUUCCUCCUCCAGGUAAGUCCCGGAUACCGCGGUCACAACCCGUGUCACGUGAACCAUCUCCAGCUAGAAAUCGCUCUGUGACCCAGCAGCGACGAGCUUCAGUGUCACAAAUUAAGACCUUGCCCCCACGCAGCAAGCCGUCCUCCCCUAAGAAUGGACGCAAGAUAAGCGUAAAAAAACAACGUGAUAACUCGACAGCGAAGAGCCCAGUGACGGGGGAGAAGGAUGCGCAACCCUCGCCUUCGCGCAUCCCCCGACCGCCAGCAGCGAGAGGGCGCAAAUCGCCUGCGCCCUCUCGUGAGCAGUCUCCGGCAAGAAAGAACAGCAAAGUCGUUAAUCAGAAGAAAGGUGCGUCCCCAGCUGUCAACAGGCAACAAACCGUCUUGAGAAAGAACAGCAAUCUGAAGCCGUUAUCGGGGAAGCCACCGCUGCCACCAGCCAGCAAAGGCAAACAAGCUGCUGCAGGAGUGAAUAAAACUAACCCUAUGCCAGAGGCGAGGUCUAAACCCGGGGCAAAUAAAAGUAAAACCAGUGCACCAUUACACUCAGAACCAACAAAGACAGAAUCGAAGCCAGUGACAGAGAAAACUACGUCCGUCACAGAAGAUUCUUCGAAAGUAGAGUCAGAAUCCUCGAAAAAUACCUCCAAACCCGAAGCAGAGUCCUCCAAGGACUCUGCAGGUUCAAAUAAAUCUCUGGAAACACGAACCUACGUAAAUCCGACUAUGGCAUCAGCUCCAGCCACCUUCGCCCAGACUACAAGUAACCCGAACGAAGAGACCGCUACCAGCAUCACAUCAGCACCCCCCAUGCCAGCACCAUCGAGCGUCGUCACUCCAGAUACUUCCACUACCCUUGUAUCCACCACGACAGCCCCAACACUCGAGCUGGCCAAACCCUCGAGUGAACCAUAUCCGGUGGGACCAACAAAGUCUUCCAGUGACGAAAUCGAGACAUCGGCGAUGCCCGACAAAUCUGCUGAAGCUGUUGCGGAGUCCAUGGAGUCUGUAAGAUCCUCGGACUCGGUGGUUACUGUGAGAGCCGCGAGUUCUCCGCGGCUCAAGAAGAAGACCAUCGCGGAUGACGUGGCUACCAGCGAGGCUGUCAUCAAGGGCGAUCCGGACCUGGAGUCGCUCAGUCCCAACACGAACCAUAUACAGCAGCAAGAUUCCAGUCCAGGGUUGCCGGUCGUAGAGACUUCCGCCAGCGUCGAUAAGUCGGCGGCACGAAUGACUCAGUCUAGAGGCGGCGGCGGUGGUGGUCUGUUUUCGCGGCUGUGUCCGUGCUGCCAGAAGUUCUCCGGCUGCCUCAAGAAACUGGGCUGCUGCAAGUGUUUAGCAAGCAAGUCAAUUGCUGGUUCCAAAGUGGGGAUUCUCGUUGGGUCCAAGACGGGAAUGAUCGGAGGGUCUAAGGUCUCUGUGGAUGAAGGAGGAAGAUCAAGGCCAGUUCCCGCAGGAGCAAGGAAAUGUGGGUGGCUGAGAAUGGUCCUGUGCUGCAGCUGUUGCAAGAAGAAGGGGGACUCGGAGGCCAUCGACGGCAACCGCAGAAGAAGCAACGCGACUAGCCGGAUGUCCAAGAAACAGAGUCGGUCCUCCAGCACCGCCGUUGAGGUGGAUACCAGGCCGAAGUUGGAUUCAUCAUUGGUGGAGAAUGGAUCCAUGAUUCGGGGUGCCAUCCCUGUACUCCCUGUUCCGCUUGCAUGGAUUUGUCUCUUUUUCAACGUCCCCCAGAUUGGCAAAAACAUAGCCUGA